This is a messenger RNA of Lampris incognitus (smalleye Pacific opah), 1491 nucleotides long. It is a transcript of the gene kcnj3a, whose product is annotated as potassium inwardly rectifying channel subfamily J member 3a. The transcript is spliced from 3 exons. The coding region runs from base 1 to 1491 and encodes 496 amino acids. Gene Ontology annotation, cellular component: plasma membrane. Lineage: Eukaryota; Metazoa; Chordata; Actinopteri; Lampriformes; Lampridae. Gene Ontology annotation, biological process: regulation of monoatomic ion transmembrane transport; potassium ion import across plasma membrane. Gene Ontology annotation, molecular function: G-protein activated inward rectifier potassium channel activity. The record is from RefSeq and is a predicted model, not a curated record.
AUGUCUGCACUUCGAAAGAAAUUUGGGGACGAUUACCAGGUAGUGACCACCUCAUCCAGCGGGUCCGGGUUCAGCCAGCCUCCCCCGGAGAAGAAGAAGAAGAGGCAGCGUUUCGUGGACAAGAACGGGCGGUGCAACGUCCAGCAUGGGAACCUGGGCGGGGAGACCAGCAGAUACCUCUCAGACUUGUUCACCACACUGGUAGACCUGAAAUGGCGGUGGAAUCUCUUCAUUUUCAUCCUCACCUACACAGUGGCCUGGCUUUUCAUGGCCUCCAUGUGGUGGGUCAUAGCCUACAUCCGGGGAGACCUGAACAGAGCCCACGAUGAGAAGUACACCCCGUGUGUGGCCAACGUCUACAACUUCCCCUCGGCGUUCCUGUUCUUCAUAGAGACCGAGGCCACCAUAGGGUACGGCUACAGGUACAUCACGGACAAAUGUCCCGAGGGGAUCAUUCUCUUCCUGUUCCAGUCCAUUCUGGGCUCCAUCGUUGAUGCCUUUCUGAUCGGCUGCAUGUUCAUUAAGAUGUCUCAGCCCAAGAAAAGGGCCGAGACCCUGAUGUUCAGCGAGCACGCAGCUAUUUCUAUGCGAGACGGCAAACUAACUCUCAUGUUCAGGGUGGGCAACCUGCGCAACAGCCACAUGGUCUCCGCACAGAUCCGCUGCAAACUGCUGAAAUCUCGCCAGACGCCCGAGGGCGAGUUUCUUCCGCUGGAUCAGUUGGAGUUGGAUGUGGGUUUCAGCACCGGGGCAGACCAGCUCUUUCUCGUCUCGCCACUCACGAUCUGCCAUGUGAUUGACACCAAAAGCCCCUUCUACGAACUCUCCCAGAGGUCCAUGCAAACGGAGCAGUUUGAAAUUGUGGUGAUACUAGAAGGGAUCGUGGAGACCACAGGGAUGACUUGCCAAGCGAGGACAUCUUACACAGAGGACGAGGUUCUUUGGGGACAUCGUUUCUUUCCUGUCAUCUCCCUUGAGGAAGGCUUCUUCAAGGUGGACUACUCUCAAUUCCACGCCACAUUUGAGGUGCCCACCCCGCCGUACAGCGUGAAAGAGCAGGAGGAGGCGCUGCUCCUCUCCUCGCCCCUCAUGGCACCAUCCCUGUGCAACAGCGGGGAGAAAAACAGCUCUCUGGACUGCCUGGAGACCUUGGAGGACAUGGAGAGCACCACCAAGCUGCCCACCAAGCUCCAGAAGAUGACGGGUCGCGACGGCCUGCCCAAGAAGCUGCUGAGGAUGAGCUCCACCACCUCGGAGAUGACCUACAGCCUCGGAGACCUGCCAAUGAAGCUGCAGCGCAUCAGCUCCGUCCCGGGAGUGUCCGAGGACAAGCAGGCCGGCAAGGGACCCAAGAUCGGCACGGAGCCCAUGAGCAAGUCGGUGGCGGACUUACCUCCCAAGCUGCAGCGGCUGGCUGGGGGGGGAGGGGGCAGGAUGGAUGGACAUCUGCCUCCAAAACUCAGAAAGAUGAAUUCGGACCGCUUCACGUAA